This is a messenger RNA of Dreissena polymorpha, 3791 nucleotides long. Its product is annotated as semaphorin-2A-like. The transcript has 19 exons. Gene Ontology annotation, molecular function: chemorepellent activity; semaphorin receptor binding. The record is from RefSeq and is a predicted model, not a curated record. NCBI's taxonomy places the organism in Eukaryota, Metazoa, Mollusca, Bivalvia, Myida, Dreissenidae. The coding region runs from base 237 to 2597 and encodes 786 amino acids. Gene Ontology annotation, biological process: negative chemotaxis; negative regulation of axon extension involved in axon guidance; axon guidance.
UAAUACAGCAAACUGCACAAUGAGUUGUUCAAUAAGCACUGGUGGUGUAAUGUUUACAGUAUUUGAAUUGCGUAGUUUGUAUCGAUGCACAAGGAAUUGAUCGUUCGCAAACGUUGGUCAUAUUCAGUAAAGACAAUUUGUUUUAAUAAACGCGACACUGAGCAAAUCUAUUGUUGACCGUUUAGGUAUUUAGUUUAAGUUUGUGUAGCUAAAGUUAACCGUCUGACUGUUCAAGAAUGUUGUUAAUUAGCUGUUGGACGAUCGUAAUUAUAUCAUCGACGAUUAACUUCACAGCUGCACAGGCACCCGUUCUCACUGCUAAUUCAACCAACAUAAGGGUGAACGAAGCUUUGGAGUUGACAUGCACGUUCACAAGUGGGACUCUAAUACAGUGGAAAUAUCAAGGCCGGAAUGGCACAUUAAUUCAAUCCGUUGCUACAAAGCCAGAUGGAACCUGUUUGUUCGAUCCUGAUCCGAUAGCGAGUUCCUUCAAACAAUGUGAAUGCAGCCUAUCAACAAAAACAACAUGCACACUGAAAGAACAGACCUUAUCUAACACAGGCGAUACAUGGAAGUGCAUUGUAACAGCCAAUGGCGAGGAGCAUGAUAGUAACCCAGUAAUACUACAAGUGGCAGAUCUGAGCGGUAGCCAUUUGGUACAUUUCACAUGUUGUAAUGGUAGUUGCCACGACAAAACAAAUUUUGUGAACUACAACCGAUACCUUGUAGUGGCGCCGGAUGUCCUCUAUGUUGGUGCAAUGAACUACUUGUAUGGGUUGAAUAAAAAAGAUCUGACCUGUACAAAAUAUCGGGCAUUUCCAACAGACGAGGCUACUAAAAAACGAUGCAGAUUGCAGGGCAAAACAGACGUCCCAGACUGCCAGAACCACAUUCGAGUCAUCACGGAGAAUAACAAUCGUAGCCAGCUGUUUGUGUGCGGGACCGGGGCCUACUUCCCCACCAAAUAUACCCUCAAUACAAAUUUUACAGAUGUUGUGAGUAGUGGUAGAGGAAACGGCAUCUGUUCAUUCGAUCCAAAUGAUAAUGCAACAUCCUUAUUCACAAAUACAGGAAACCUGGGAAAUGGGGCUGCAAUGUAUUUCGGCACCUACUCCGACUUUCUGAAGAACAAUCCUGUGUUCUUUCGACCCACAUUCGUCGGGACAGACGGCAUCGAGUAUAACGACAAGAGUACGAACCAAAAUGACUCCAAGUGGCUCAAUCUCCCCCAAUUCGCAGGCACGUUCGAUGAAGGGAACCAAGUUUUUACAUUUUUCAGAGAAACUGCUCUCGAGUUCCCAGAUCCGUCAGUGAAACAAACAUACGCCAGAGUUGCUAAAGUGUGCAAGCAAGACCUUGGUGGUGGCUACAUGAACAAUACUAAAUGGCUGUCAUUCCAGAAGGCAAGACUUAAUUGCUCGCUGCCGGGCCGUGACCCAUACUACUUUGAUUAUCUCUAUGAUAUCUUCAAAAGUGGAGACCAAUACUUUGGGCUUUUUGUCAAGCAUGGGGCUGACCUCAACUCCUCAGCCAUCUGUAUGUUCAGCAAGUCACGAAUAGAGGAGUCCUUCAACGGCAGGUUCAAGUACAAGGAUGGUGAUGUCUGGAAGCCAGUUCCGGAUAACCUCAAUCCUAAUCCAAGACUUGAUAAUUGUACAGCCCACGAUUCUAAUGCGGCCAUAUUUGAAAACCGUGUUUCGGAAUAUCAGCUAAUGGACAAGAACGUGGAUAUGGAAUACGAGGGCCCGAUAUUCUACAAGCAUGGUGUACAGUUCAUGAAGAUCGUGGUCGGGCCAGAGUUCAAUAAAAGUAGAAACAUCUAUUUGGCUUCAGAUAAGGGAAGAGUGCACGACAUUUUUAUGAAGACAUUCCCCAGCGGCAAGCCGAGAUGUAUUGAAAAUGCUGUGUACAAGCCUUUGAAGAAAGAUGCUCCUAUAUGGGACAUGAAACUUGAGAGUUCAAACCUGUACCUGGGCACCGAUCAUGAAGUGGUGAAAUUCGACCUGACAAACACCUGCGCAAAAAUGGCUAAAUGUGACGCAUGCGUGUAUAACACUCUGUGUGCAUACUGCAAUAACUUUUGCGAUGUCAGUUCAUGUACAGGCACUGGUUACCUUAGAGCAGACCACAACGAUGUGCAUCAAACUGUCAGCCUAGUGGAUAUUCUUAAGGAUAAACAAAUUAUUAAAGAGAUUACAGAGAGUACAGUGCCCACUUCUCAGACAGCUUUCGUGGGAGUCUGCAGCACACUUCAGAUCACGUCACAAAAUAUCCGCUUCACAGAUGUCACUUGGUUUAAAAAAGCAAGCACAGCCAAUGGUCGGAAAAGGAGAAGCGAUGCAGAUGCGUACACUGUUAUUGAAGACCCAACUAGAACUGCCACAUCUAAAUCUGGCAAUUUAAUUAUUUGCAAUUUGACAACAAACGAUAGUGGCAUAUAUAUUGCAAGGAGCACAGACGAUGGGCGAAUACUGGCAAAGAUACAAUUGAACGUUCAAACUUCGACAGAAAAUAAAGACUUAGUGGAAGUUUGGAAACAGGCCGUCGAUGAUUGGGAAGUAUCCUUCAGAAAGUGGCAGGACUGUUAUUCAGAUUAGUUUGAAACCUGUUAAGCCACACGGUCAUCCUGAUGUGUGUUGUUUACCUUCUGAUGUCAGACAUCUUGGUCACAUCUUACCAACGUCUUAUCAAACACUUGAAAAUUUCAGAAUGUUACCCUGAGAUAAUUAGAUUGCAAAUGUCAUUAGCAAAGCGAAGGCAGGCUAUACUACUCGAUCCGGUUCUCAUAUUGGUUUAGGUCUAUGUAAAUGUUGUCUUUUUGCUAAAAUGGUGUUUCAUAAUUGCUUUAUUUAACUUGAAACAAUAACCACAGGAUUUAACCCUUUACCACUAAGAUACAUAUUUCGACGCAUUUGUGGUCCCUUAGAAAGGAACAUUUAAUUAAAUACCUUUCUUUCUAAAUCCAUGUUUUUAAGGGUUCAUUUCCAACCCUUAGUUACUGAUUAGCAGCAAAUAGCAUAAAUCCUAUACAGACUGCAAGUUACUCGCAGGCUGUUAUGGUUUUAUGUUGUUUGCACAUAGCCAUUUUCACUUCGCAUCUGAGUGGGAAGGGUUAAGUUACGAACUAAGCCAAGUUUAAGUGAAUAUUUUAUAUUGUUCUUUUUUGCAUUUAUUAUUAUACAAAUGGGCAAUGCUGCCGCCAUAUCAAACAAGCAUGACAUGAAUCAAGCAUGCCAAAGACAUUGUUCACUUGCCAUAGUGAGUGGGUGAGUGGAAUUUAACACUCAAGAUAAUGCUAGUGGCUUGAAAACAAAUUGGACAAUUUCGUAGUUUAGGGCAAUAACUCUCUUCUGUAUGUAUAGGGUGAUUGCCUUUUGUUCGUUUUUCAUGAGUAAACAUAAAUUCAUAAAUAAUGAAGGGAGUAACAUAUGACUUCAUAUAUAUUGAUGGAGGACAUUUAGAGUAAGGUCUAUGGGUACACAUACUGAAACCUUUUCUAAAUUAUCUUUCGGAUUAUUUCCUUUUGUUUCUCUUUGAGAAAAACUAAUACUUAGUGGGGAUCACAGUGACAUCCCGUUUUGUGUGUUGAUGUGUUUUUUCGUUAUUUCGAAAUCUAUAGAGUAUAUAUUGUGUGAUUAUGCACAUAGAUUGCCAAGCAAAGACUUAACACAUUUCAAAAUCUGUUGGGUGUAAAUGUGGUGAAAAGAAUUGAUGUGUGUACAUUCUAAUAAUUUGUUACCACUUUGUAACUAAACUUCCAUAAAACAGAUUACCAGUUAAGGGCAAAACAG